This is a messenger RNA of Dentiscutata erythropus, 708 nucleotides long. The record is from the annotation of a GenBank genome assembly. NCBI's taxonomy places the organism in Eukaryota, Fungi, Glomeromycota, Glomeromycetes, Diversisporales, Gigasporaceae.
AUGGUACAUAAACAACUCCCAAGACAAGAACAAAGUACCUAUUCUCCAUAUUAUUAUCCGAAUUUCUCUAGGUACAAUUAUCCUUCAAAGAUUGGAGAUGAGGAAGUAUACACCGAACCUAAAUUUUCAUUUCCUCAUUGGGACGACGAAGUUUCCGGAUAUACACCACUAACUCGUCGUAGACGAGCCUCUUUUCCUACGAUUUAUGGAAACGUUGAAGAAUUUAUUAAUACGUCAUCAACAAUUAAUAAUCAAGAAAUAACGAAUAAUCAGGAAGCCGAGCAAGAAGAUGAGGGAGAAUCAACAUGUGAUAAAAUUCAAACAGAUAUCGAGCUCGCACGUCGGGAUCAGAAGACCGAUUACGACCAAUUUCGUAGAGCUCACGCCACUCUUCAUGAUGAUAUUCGUGCUUUACAACGAGAAAUAGAAGAAAUUGAAGCAAUGUGUAUGUCAUCUGGAUGGAAUUCAAUAAAAGAUAGAGAUGCUCGACGUCAAUCUGAACCAACAUCUACAGUAACUGGUUCUUUGAUGGCAGCAGCAGUAUUUAAUGGACCUAGUCGUACAUUAUCAUCAACGUCUGCUACCGCAGCAGCACGUGGUCAACGCAAAAGAAGGCAAAAUCGUGCAGAGAGUUUUAGUGGAAAAUGUAUAGGUGCCGAAGAUGGUUGGCCACAAGAAAAAGUGCAAAAUGAAUGGAUUCGAUGUUAA